Molecule: messenger RNA, 630 nt
Organism: Heterostelium album PN500
Lineage: Eukaryota; Evosea; Eumycetozoa; Acytosteliales; Acytosteliaceae
Product: Rho family small GTPase
Exons: 3
Coding region: 1-630 (209 amino acids)
Biological process (GO): small GTPase-mediated signal transduction; mitotic cytokinesis; regulation of cell shape
Cellular component (GO): cytoskeleton; cell cortex; cell projection
Molecular function (GO): GTPase activity; GTP binding; protein kinase binding
Source: RefSeq, a predicted model, not a curated record
AUGCAUAACCCAAGUAGUGAUAAUCUUUAUAUUAAAUUAGUUAUAGUAGGUGAUUCUGCUGUUGGUAAAACUUGUCUUUUUACUGUUUAUGCACAUAAUAGAUUCCCAAAUGAUUAUAUACCAACAGUUUUCGAAAGUUUUGUUGCAACUUGUAAUGUAGGUGGUAGAGCGUAUAAUAUAGGACUAUGGGAUACUGCUGCACAAGAGGAAUACGAUAGACUAAGACCGCUAUCCUAUCCCGCCACCGAUGUAUUCUUAGUUUGUUUCUCUGUGAUCUCACAUACCUCUUUUGAUAAUGUAAUUGAUAGAUGGAUACCAGAGCUUAAUCAUCAUAUGCCGAAUGUACCAAUAGUUUUGGUGUGUACGAAAAUCGAUUUACGACAGGAUCGCGAAACUAUAGAACGUCUAGCACAAAGACAACAGGAACCUAUCACAAAACAACAGGGUUUGGCAAUGAUGAAGCGAAUCGGUGCUGUUGCCUAUCAAGAGUGCUCGGCACUCACUCAGAACGGUGUUAACAAAGUUUUCGAAGAGGCAGCCAGACACAGUAUAACUGGUAGAACGGCUACUGGUUCUUCUACCUCCAAAUCAUCGUCGUCGUCAUCAUCAUCAAGUUGUAUAAUUCUUUAA